Chilo suppressalis (striped riceborer) is the source of this 828-nucleotide messenger RNA. Lineage: Eukaryota; Metazoa; Arthropoda; Insecta; Lepidoptera; Crambidae. The record is from the annotation of a GenBank genome assembly.
CAAAAAAUACUGGGACAACAUGAAAAUGCAGACUUUGGCGAUUUUCGUCGUAACUUUGUGCGCCGUUGCCUUCACGUACGUCAAUUCAACGACCACCACCGAAAAAGUAGAUAAAGAUAAUGCAAGAGAUUUGAUGACAUCAGGGAGUGAGCAGGACAUCAUAAAGACUCCAGAAGAAACCGAUACGAAUCCCGAUCUCAUGGCCAUCAUGGGUGAAUGCAAUGAAACAUUUCGUAUCGAAACUUCUUACUUAGAGUCACUUAAUGAGAGCGGCAGUUUUCCGGAUGAAAGUGAUAAGACACCAAAGUGCUACAUUCGUUGUGUGUUGAUGAAGACCGGGGUGACUACUGAAGAUGGAAAGUUCAUCCCCGACGUAACCUCUCAGGUGUUCGCGUCACAGAAUAUCAAGGAGCAGAUGGACGGCAUCCAAAAUAUGGCAACCGCGUGCGCCGUCGACCGUAAUGAGUCCUGCAAAUGCGAUAGAUCGUACAUGUUUAUGAAAUGCCUCAUGGAGUCCGAAAUAAAAAGUUUCAUGAAAAUAAUGUAGUGGAAAAUAAAAAGCUCUCGAAAUUACUACACACAUACGACGAGUUUUUUUUUUUUUUUGUUUUUGGUACAUUAAACUUACUUAUAUGUAGUGUUAGUGAUGCAAAUAGGUACAUUUAAAAAAGCAACAAAUAUACUAAAUAAUUUUAGUUCAACUGUUUUUUUAUUAAAAAAUACUAGCUUAUUGGUAGUUUUGUGUCCCAUUCUUUAUGUCAACAGAUUUUAUCAGUGUAGGGGUUAACUGUAGUUAAUGACUCAGAAAAUUUUAAAUUAAGCACAUUC